AUGACAGGUGGACCACUCCGACCCCAGCCCCGCCCACCGGCACCAACGGAUUCCCCCUCCAACCUACCGCCUCUCACCAUUUCCGGGGUAAAUGUUACGUCUAACGGUCGGGUUUCAGAGCCAACCGCCAACGGCCAGCCGCCAGCGCCAGCUGCAAACCGCCGACGGCCAACGGCCAGCCUCCAGCCGCCAACGGCCAACGGCCAGCCGCCAACGGCCAGCUGCAAACCGCCAACCGCUAACGGCCAGCCGCCAACCGCCAACGGCCAACCGCCAAUGGCCAGCCGCCAACGGCCAACCGCCAACGGCCAACGGCCAACCGCCAACGGCCAGCCGCCAACCGCCAAUGGCCAACCGCCAACGGCCAGCCGCCAACUGCCAACCGCCAACGGCCAACCGCCAACGGCCAGCCGCCAACGGCCAACCGCCAACGGCCAGCCGCCAACCGCCAACGGCCAGCCGCCAACGGCCAGCCGCCAACGGCCAACGGCCAACGGCCAACGGCCAACCGCCAACCGCCAACGGCCAACCGCCAACGGCCGGCCGCCAACGGCCAACGGCCAACCGACAAACGCCAACGGCCAACCGCCAACGGCCAGCCGCCAACGGCCAGCCGCCAACGGCCAACGGCCAACGGCCAACGGCCAACCGCCAACCGCCAACGGCCAACCGCCAACGGCCGGCCGCCAACGGCCAACGGCCAACCGACAAACGCCAACGGCCAACCGCCAACGGCCAGCCGCCAACCGCCAGCCGCCAACGGCCAGCCGCCAACCGCCAACGGCCAACCGCCAACGGCCAGCCGCCAACGGCCAACCGCCAACGGCCAGCUGCCAACCGCCAACGGCCAGCCGCCAACCGCCAACGGCCAGCCGCCAACGGCCAACCGCCAACGGCCAGCCGCCAACGGCCAACCGCCAAUGGCCAGCUGCCAACCGCCAACGGCCAGCCGCCAACGGCCAGCCGCCAGCCGCCAGCUGCAAACCGCCAGCCGCCAACCGCCAACCGCCAACGGCCAACCGCCAACGGCCGGCCGCCAACGGCCAGCCGCCAACGGCCAGCCGCCAACCGCCAACCGCCAGCCGCCAGCCGCCAGCCGCAAACCGCCAGCCGCCAGCCGCCAGCCGCAAACCGCCAGCCGCCAACCGCCAACGGCCAGCCGCCAACGGCCAGCCGCCAACGGCCAGCCGCCAACCGCCAAAGGCCAGCCGCCAACGGCCAACCGCCAACGGCCAGCCGCCAACCGCCAACCGCCAAUGGCCAGCUGCCAACUGCCAACGGCCAGCCGCCAGCCGCCAGCUGCAAACCGCCAGCCGCCAACCGCCAACCGCCAAUGGCCAACGGCUAGCUGCCUGUGCCCUAACACCAGAGCACGCCCUUGUCUGGCAGCCGUGGUUGCCUAACCCAGGGACACUCCAAGUCCCCGCCGCCGCUGCUUUCACACUGCCUUAG
Rhinolophus ferrumequinum (greater horseshoe bat) is the source of this 1452-nucleotide messenger RNA. Its product is annotated as proline-rich protein 2-like. The transcript has a single exon. The record is from RefSeq and is a predicted model, not a curated record. NCBI's taxonomy places the organism in Eukaryota, Metazoa, Chordata, Mammalia, Chiroptera, Rhinolophidae. The coding region runs from base 1 to 1452 and encodes 483 amino acids.